CAACAAUAAACCCAGCUGUGUGUGCCUUAUGCUCCUGCCGAGAACGCGCGAGUAAACUUACUGCUGGAUUUCAAAUUGAUUGGACUGAAAUUCGAAAUAGCGUGUUAACGGUUCAUUUGUAUCGAAAAAUUACAUUUCACCAUCACCGCAAUGACUGGGAUAGUUUUUCUACUGUGCAUGUCGUUCGGCCUAAUGAACGGUCCAGUUUUCGCCGAUAAGAAUAAAUUGUCUAACGCCAGCUACUCGGAGAGGCAAUUAUGCCUGUCAACCAGCCUCGGAUCGCAUCAGACAUCGCAAGUAGAGAACUCCGACGAUUCCCAAAGGGCGGUACCGCUCUCUCGAAGUUCUUCGUGGUGGACCGACUUCCCCGUUCUGCCCUUGGUAUUCGCUAAUUCAAACACUAUUCCGGAGGGUCCUUGCAGGAAACAGGUGCAACGGUACCUCAAGGAACUCGCCAAUUCCACGCUGUGGGCCGUCCAGAUGUUCGACGCCUCAACGAAGCAUCCAGACGGCGUGCUACACGGUCAUACCAAACAUUUGGGAAACUUCGACCAAUGCUACAACUUACGAGCAAAACUUCCGCCGGAUGAAUUCUCUGACACUGAAGAGCCUGACGAGGUCGAGGGUCGCUACUGUUUGGUUCGCUUGCGUUACCAGCGGAAAGGUGUGGUACCGAAACGCCCGGAAAUUUUCACCCUCGACUUUGACCCAAAUCUAUCCGUCUGGAACGCGAUUGACUACAGGGGAGACUUUCGCCGUGUCAAACGACACUCUGUGUACCUGUCGCUUUGCGUUCCGGCUAGCUGCAGCUCUCAAGAUGUUGCGGCGGCGUUGACGGAUCCUUUAAAGGAGUUGGCGGACGCCCGAGAAAUAGACCUGAAUGUUACAGUGAAGCCAUCGCUUUGCCAAGCACGUAGCGAUGUCCCCAAGGAUUUCACCAUGGGGUUAAAGGUUUUUCUUAUCAUAGUUGUGGCGCUGUGCGUCCUCGUGGUAGCAGGCUCGUGGUACGACAUCAGCAUCUAUUCUCUGAAGGAACCAGCCAAGGACAACGAACUCGGAGACUUCUUCCUCUGCUUUUCCGCACGACGCAACUUGCGCUCGAUUUUUUUCACCGAGAGUUCUCAUCGUGGUCUCGAUUGCAUAAAUUUGAUCCGUUUCUUCUUCAUGGCAUGCGUAAUAUUCGGUCACAGAUUGAUGCAGUACUACGGCUACCCGCUCGUGGAGUCAACGUACCUCGAAAAGGCCUACGCCAUACCCUUUUCUUCGAUAAUAUUCAACGGACCGAUCAUCGUCGACGGGUUCUUCGGUGUCGGCGGUCUUCUUCUGGCCUACGGUGUGCUUCGUGAACUUGAUCGGAGUAAACGGUUGAAUUUCACUGCGCUCAUACUGAUCAGAUUUUUACGGUUGACACCUCUUUAUAUGCUAGUCGUCUUGUUCAAUGCUACCCUGAUGCCGAUGAUGGGAUCCGGUCCGUACUGGGAAGCCAGAGUGGGUUUUGAAAGGGAUAAUUGCGCGAAAAAUUGGUGGACUAAUCUCUUGUAUAUUAACAACUACGUACAUCCCAACAAGAUGUGUAUGUUUCAAUCCUGGUAUUUAUCGGUGGAUUAUCACCUUCACAUCAUGGGACUCUUUGUCUUAUGGGCUUAUUGGCAACUUCCGAGAAGACUGGGCUACCCGUUCCUCUGUGGUUUGAUCGCAUUGGGCAUUGCCAUUCCCUUCGUCAUUACCUAUGUUCAGGACCAGCAACCAUUAUUCCUAGGAUUGCCUUUCAUGCGGGAAACUAGAAAUGAUCCGUAUUUCGUCGGUCACUAUAUUAAAUCACACAUGAGAAUUGGUCCCUACAUGGUUGGCGUAUUGGCUGGGGCAAUUGUCUACGACCAUAAAGAUGCCACGUGGAGGCUCCCCAAGGGUUGGUCACGAUUUCUUUUUAUUUUACUGGCAGUCGGAUUCACUGUCAUUAGCCAGUAUUUGGCUACCAAGUAUUUCGACCCCAAUAGUGAGCUGCAUCCACUUGAGACAGCCGCCUACGCUGGGUUCCACAGAGCAGCGUUUGCUCUUGGAGUAUGUUCGAUCGUUGUUCUGAUCACAAUUGGGGAUGGUUUGGACUUUCAUUACAACUUUAUGACACCACGCUGGGUCCCACCCCUUGCGAGACUCACUUACGGUGCUUAUCUUGUCCACAAUAUUAAGCAAUCCUACGACGUCGGUGCUACUAGAAGCCCUCGCAUAUUUGCCAUUAACAGCUGCCUCUGGGAAUUCGUGCCAGACAUGGUCUACACCUUUGGUAUAUCUCUGCUGCUGUCGGUGGUUGUCGAAGGGCCGAUACGAAAGAUUGAGAAGUUCAUACUCACGAAACGACCAACCAAAUAUCCCGCGGAAGCAUCGAAUUCCAACGGCAUCAAAAAGAGCAACUGAAAAUGACCAAAGGCUAUAAUUAUGCGAAUUGCCGCUUUGCAUAUUGUACAAUAUAUGUAUAGGUAAACUCGUGGUUGGUACAUCGAUGUUGUAGUGUGAAUGCUUGCAUAUACCCUAGUUUGUAAUUUCGUAUCAUGUUAUUUUUGUACAUAGAAUCAUUUAUCUCGAUUACCAUAGGAUUUUUAUCUUAUACAAAUGUCACGUUCUAGUGUUAUACCCUGUAAUACAUGUGAUACUUACAGGAUUUGGGGUGACCUAGAACAAAGAUGUGAAAUAAAAUUUCAUAAUCAAGUAAGUGGAUCGUAGUAAGUUGACACCGAGAAAAACAAUUUACAUGUAUCAACAAAAAUAAAUUUGUAGUUGUUAAGCUUGCACACGUGAAAUUAAACAAGUGCAGAAUUGUAA
This is a messenger RNA of Neodiprion fabricii, 2820 nucleotides long. Its product is annotated as nose resistant to fluoxetine protein 6-like. The transcript is spliced from 12 exons. The record is from RefSeq and is a predicted model, not a curated record. The coding region runs from base 151 to 2415 and encodes 754 amino acids. NCBI's taxonomy places the organism in Eukaryota, Metazoa, Arthropoda, Insecta, Hymenoptera, Diprionidae.